AAGUUGACUCUUUUGAUGUUUUACGGUACUCCACCUUUUAAUCUCAGGGUCACAGCUUUUGCAACUGUCAUCUACAGGUCCUUUGAAUGUGGUUUGGCAUUAUUCCCCUUAAUGCCAUGCCCAAUAGCUUAGCCUGGAAAGAUUGUUUACACAUGAGUUCAUGAGGAGUUUGUCUAGUAGGGUCAUUUAUUUUGUGUACCCCAAUAAAAAGCUUAAAUUUAAGAUUUUUGAACAAAUUAAAACAUCAGGGUUUGAUCUACAUCCUUGAGCUGUUCUGUUGGUAAAUCUAUACUUAUGUUUGAAAUUUUUACUAAAGAUGAUUCUUGUUAGAUCCUGAAUUUCAAAGUUCAUGCAAGCAUUGCUUAGAAGCAUUUUCCUGGAGAAUAUACAAGCUAUUCUUGGCCUUUGUUGACUCAGAAGAUGAGUCCGAGUAUACCAGGUCUUGAUGUUAUGCAUAGAGUUGAAACCCUUUUGAACCCAUAUUUUUGUUGAGGUGUAUAUUGUGAAACUGUCAUCUAAGCUGGUUAAUAGAGGAACUGCCAUUAAUCAGAAGGCAACAUGUUCAUUAGUUUGCUUUGAUCACUUUCAAGUAUGAGAAGGCGACUUCUUGUAUUGCAAUUGUGGUAGAAAAUAAAGUUUGACGAGUAGCUUUUUCACAUGAUUGCUAUUUAUGAUAAAGAAAAAGUUUUAUUAAUGACUAUAAGCAGAGGUUACUAGAACACUGAUGACGCAUUCCUAAAGCUCGGAAAAAGUACUAUAAGAAACUCCAAUCACUCCUACGAAGAUUUACAAAGAUUUCCUAACCCAUAAUCCAAAAAUAAAUCAUUAGCUUUUGACCAAAUCAAGGCAAAGUACUCGACUCUCUUCUGAACUGCAUCUAACCGAAGAAAUCUCUCCGUAGACAUUCUUCUAUUUCUCUCUAUCCAAAUGGCCAAAGAAUGACAAAGAUGCAGUGUCACCAAAAAUGACCAAGUUGGCUCUUAGAUCCAAGACCCAAAUAUCUCAUUUGAUGGAAGGCUCCAAUUGUCGAAGGUUCCAUCCAAGACUCCAACGAUGCUAAAUAAUUUGCUCCAAAUAUCCUUUGCAAAGUUGCGUAAGUGAUCAUUAUCUUUCAGGUUUUUAGAACACAUUAUGCACCAUUGUGGAUUAAUAUAAGAUUGAGGGCGCCUUUUUGAAGAUUCACCAAGAUGUUGAGUUUGCCCAAAGCCACGAGCCACGAGAAAUCUCUAACUUCAAAGGAAAUCUUAGCUCUCUAAAUCACUUUGACUGAAGGAAAAUGAGGUGGAAUAUGAGGAUACAAAGAUAAAAUAAAACGAAAGAAGCACAUGAGAUUUUUUUUAAAAAAAGUCAAGAUUUUAAAUCCUCUUAUCUGGGUUUGAGGGAUGAAAGCUUUCUAGAAUGGAGAAGUUCAAUAACAGAUUCGUAAUCUCUUUCAAGAGGGUCAUGUUUGGAGAAAAUAGACUAAUAAAUGUGGCCUUUAUCAUAUGAGACAUAAAAAGAGGCAACAGCAGCAUUAAGUCUCAUAUGCAUAUUAGGAAAGAUGAUUUGAAGAGGUUGGUCGUUGAAGAAAAUUACUAAUGUCACGGUAUGCGACACCUAGCAGUGUUACGACUCAUCUCACGGACAUCACAAUGUAAAUUGUUCACUUGAUAAAAAUUUAGUUUAUCGUAGUAAUUCAAGUUUUCUGAAAAAUAUAUUUUAAUCAAAAUUUAUAAUAGAACUUUUAUCGUAGAGUAUACUUAAGUGCUCUCAGUGUGAGGUUCUUGGGGUCUGCAUGAAUUGGCUCAAGACUUGCACAACAUAAGCUAGAUCUAGUCUAGUGUUGGUUAAGUAGUUGAGUUUGCCUACUAUACUUCUAUAAAGUGUUAGGAUUGUCCAGUAGGGUACCUUCUUGAGCAGAUAGUUUGAGAUUUAUAGGCAAGGGUGUUGUGUUCUCCUUUCUGUUGAAUUCAACCUCAUCAAUAAUUCCUUAGUAAACUUAUUCUGUGAUAGAGUGAUGCCAUUAGGAAAAUAGUUAACCUCUAUUCCUAAGAAGAAGUGCAAUCUUCCUAAGUCUUUUAUACUAAAGGAAUUUUGUUAAAAAGCCUUAGUUUCCUCAAUUUUUUGAUGGUUGUUGCCAGUCAAUAUAAUGUCAUCUACAUAUAUAGCUAAGAUGGUGAUGUGAUGACCUUGUUUCUUGAUGAAAAGGGAAUAAUCAUUCCUUGAUUGAGAAUAACCUUGUAAUGAUAAUUUUUGUGUUAAUUUUGCAAACCAUUGCCUAGAUGCUUGCUUAAGUCCAUAUAAGGAUUUCUUAAGCUUGCAUACUUUUCCUUUUGCCUUAGCGUAUCUUGGUGGAGGAUCUAUGUACACCUCUUCUUUAAGCUCUCCAUGCAAAAAGGCAUUGUUGACAUCUAAUUACUAUAGGGUCCAUUUUCUGUGGGCUGCUACUGAAAUUAGGCACCUAAUGGUUCUACUGGUGAAAAAGUUUCUUCAUAAUCUGUACCAAAUUUUUGGUUGUACCCUUUUGCAACCAAUCUAGCCUAGAAUCUCUCAAGACUCCCAUCUGAUUUGUAUUUCAUUUUGUAGACCCAUUUACAGCCUAUUGCUUUCUUUUCUGUAGGCAAUGUUACUAAAUCCCAUGUUUUAUUUCGUUCUAAUGCGUUGAUCUCUUUGUCCAUUGCUAUUUGCCAAGCUGAAUUCUUUAUGGCUUCUUUGUAGUUUUUAGGUUCUUGAUGUGUGUUAUUCUAUUGAUUUUGUGAGUACUUACUCAUUGUUUUGCUUUCUACUAUGCCACACCAAUGUUGGCUAUUAUUGUAAUAGUAAUCAGUGAGGUGUGCAGGAGGUCUGCAUACUCUUUGUGACCUUUUGAUAUUAUCUAUAUUUGGUGAAUGCUCAUGUUCUGUAUUACACCUUUGCUCUUCUGAAGUCUCUGUUUGUUCUAACGCAUUUCCUGUUUCCUCUGUAUGCUCAUGUGUGACAGAGGUAAGGUCUAUGUCUUGGUCAGUAAGAUAGGGAUAUAUUUCCCAAUCUUGACCAGGGCUAUCAAUAUUAUUAACGCAUUCAAUUAGAUUUUCUGGGGUUAGGUUUUUGGGGUUAAACCGGGUCAAAGAUGUGGGGUAGGUAAAGAAACGGGUAGUUUUAGUUGGAAAUUAUGUUUGAGCAAUUCGGACUGUGGGCUUAAAACAUGUAGUGAAACUUUUAGUUAUUAUGGUUAAAAAUACAUGCCAAUAAGAGUGAUUGCGACAUCUUUUUUAAGGAAAAAAAUUGUUGUUAUGGUUAAAAUAUUAACUUAAUAUCUAUCAAAUAACAAAUUGAAAGCAUUUAAAAAAAAUUGUGCCACGUAGAAAAAAAAAAAAAAAAAGAACUCAAUUUUUUUUUUUAAAUAAGGACAAGUACAACUGAAUAACUACUUUCUAUAUCCUGGUCACUCUCCAAGUGCCCCCUUUGAAUUGACGACCAUGACAAGCUGAUUUUAAUUUUUUAUUCUAAUCUCCAUGAAAUAUCUAGAAAUAUAGUUUAGUAUUUCAGUUCAAUAUGUCCCCACAAAAGUACCUUAAUAAAGUUUUAUGAUUUAUUUAUUAUAAUUUCACUCACUUAAAAAGUGUCACUACGUUAUUAGACUUUACCCCACUUGUAUUAAAACAGCUGGGACCAAUUCAAACCUUUUGAAGAUUGGAACCUCAGUCGAACUCCCCCUUCCAUUACCAUUUUCAUUAUCAACCUUACAACCACCAAGGCACCAGCUGUAUCCUUUGUAUCCUCCGUGUUUACGGUUUUCCCUUAGAUUUCGACAAAAAUGAAGUACACCACUUUUCUUAGUGUUCAUUAUAUCCAUAGGUAUAUAUAUCCCCUUAUUUGUGUUCAUAUUUUAUCCAACACUAAACUACUUAUAACUACACAAUCCAAUUUACAUCACAUACAACAACAAAUUGUCCAACACUAUUACUGCUAUCAUACACAAAGCCAAAUUUUGAUUAUAUCUGUAAACUAAUUGUCCUUCGCACACACAUAGUUCAGCUACUAUCAUACAUCACACUCAUCAUUUUCCAAGAAGAAAUUCAACUUCGUCCACACAUAACUCAACCUUAUAAAGAUACUUAUAUUUGAAGAUAUGGAUAUCUUUUAUAAUAACUAUGGAUCACCAUAUGAAGGUAUGAGCCCCCCUUCAACAGAUGAAGAGGGGCUCAUGCUGGCAUCAGAGAACCCGAAGAAACGAGCGGGUAGAAAAAAGUUUAAGGAGACACGACACCCAGUUUACAGAGGUAUCCGUCAGAGAAACUCAGGUAAGUGGGUUUGUGAAGUCCGUGAGCCUAAUAAAAAAACUCGAAUAUGGCUGGGGACAUUUCCCAAGGCUGAGAUGGCUGCACGGGCCCAUGAUGUGGCGGCCAUGGCUCUGCGUGGCCGUAACGGCGCGUGUCUCAACUUUGCAGACUCUGCGUGGCGACUGCGUGUUCCUAGCUCUACUGAUACUAAGGAUAUUCAGCGUGCUGCGGCUGAGGCGGCAGAGUGUUUUAGGCCUCAACCACCUGCUGUGGAGGGGGAGACGGUGGUUGGCAUGGAGGCGCAACCGACCGCGAACACCAGUGGUGGUGGUGAGAAUGUUUAUUACAUGGACGAUGAGUGUGGUACACCGGGGUUUUUAGCUGAUAUGUAUCAAGGUAUGGGAAUGCUACCCCCUCCAAAUUUAACUGGUUGGAGCAACAGUUACGAUGACGAAGAUAUGGGUUAUGGAGGUGGUGAUUUGCCAUUAUGGAGUUAUUCUAUAUAAUUAUGAAAGUUAAUUACGAUUAGUGUAUUGAGUUUAGGUUAUUGUACUUUAAUUUGUAAAAAGAAGAUAAUUUCUCUGUUUAUAAUUAAUGAUUAGUGUAUUAUUAAUUAAAACAAACAUAUAUUUGUUUGUUUUAAUUAAAAACAACAGAGUAUUUUAUUGGGAAGUGAAGUACUCUGUUGUUAGUUGGCCUUAACCGAAUUUUUGUGGGUACGGCAAGUAAUCAGUUAUUUAGUAUACUCUGUAAAGUUAAGAAAAAAAAAAAAAAAAUUCAAUUUGUUCAAAGGGUAAUUGGAAAUUUGGAAUAUCCUUAUGAUA
Amaranthus tricolor (Joseph's coat) is the source of this 5065-nucleotide messenger RNA. RefSeq names its product dehydration-responsive element-binding protein 1B-like. The record is from RefSeq and is a predicted model, not a curated record. The coding region runs from base 4091 to 4747 and encodes 218 amino acids. The transcript has a single exon. NCBI's taxonomy places the organism in Eukaryota, Viridiplantae, Streptophyta, Magnoliopsida, Caryophyllales, Amaranthaceae. Gene Ontology annotation, molecular function: DNA binding; DNA-binding transcription factor activity. Gene Ontology annotation, biological process: regulation of DNA-templated transcription.